CUGACAGGGUCAAACGGGCACGACAUAGAGUCGCCUCAGUUUUUCAAACGGAGUCUCAACGCUAUCAAACGCGCCAGUCGUAAGCACAGCACCAAGCGGAAAGGGUCAACCAAUCGGCAACGGGCACGGCUGAAUCUGACGCGUAAGCACCGCACGAUUGAACGGCAACGGACCGACUUCCACUAUGAGUUAGCCCACCAACUGACAGACGAAUAUGACGAGAUUCGACUCGAGGACUUGAACCUGCAAGGCAUGAAAGCCCUCUGGGGUCGUAAGGUCAGCGAUCUGGGGUUCGCCGAUUUCGUCCUGAAGCUGGUGUAUAUCGCCCAAAAGAAGGGCGUCACAAUCACUUUCAUAGACAAGUGGUAUCCGUCGAGUAAGACCUGUUCGGUCUGUGGUGCUGUGAAUAAAGCGUUGAACAUCCGUGAUAGGACGUGGCAGUGUCCGAACUGCCAUACACAGUUGGAUAGAGAUCGCAACGCAGCGAUCAAUAUCUAUAGGGUUGGGGCAUCAACCCUUGCUGGAGAGGACGUAAGUCCCGGUUCGCCGGGCUAUCCUUGUUGA
Messenger RNA from Geodia barretti, 564 nucleotides. Lineage: Eukaryota; Metazoa; Porifera; Demospongiae; Tetractinellida; Geodiidae. The record is from the annotation of a GenBank genome assembly.